UAAAAUGGAAGCUUCCAGACUCUGGCUUAGCAAAGGGAGAGUAUCCCCAGACUCCUUGACCUGGGUGACCUCUGGGCUUUACUCCUUCGCUCCAUGGUCCGCAAGGCAAUGGAGAUAAGACUUAACUCAUCACCAUCAAGGUGAGAGCUGGGUUUAGCCCCAUUUUGACUCUGGGGAACCCCAACUUCCUUUAAUUUCUGGCUACAUAGUCUUGACAUACUUUUCAUUUCUUUAAGGCAUUUGAGAAGAUUAUUAAGAUGUUGUAUUAAGCAGCUUUAGGUUUUUAGAAAUAUUGUAUUUUAAGGUGGAGUGUAACUCCAUAGACUUAGUCUGCCAUUUUGACAGAAAAUCUAGGAUAUUUAUUGUUUACUUAUCAAGAACUCCAGGAAGAAGUGGUCCUGGGGUUGGUUUAGCAACACAGGGACCUCCUAUGGGUCCUAGACCUUGUGCCCUUCCACCCCAGUUGUUUCUGCUGUUGCCUUCAAGCUUGUUGCCUCAUGGCUGCAAUGUGGAUGCUGCAGCUCAAUCUAUCACACCAUCAUGCUACAGUCACCAGUGAAGGAGAGGAGUAAAGGGGCAAAGGUCUCAUGAGACCCUCCAUUAUUAAGGGGGACAUAGGAUUCCCAGAUACAGUGGUAUAUUCUGCUUUCAGCAUCAUUGGCCAGACAUGGUCAUGAACCCCACUCCAGAUAAAUUACUGCAAACGGGAUUGCUAGAUAGCCUUAACCCCAACUUUAUUCCCUUCCCCCGCCCAGCCCCAAGCUUAGAACAGCCACUCCAGCAGCUCUAGGUUCCUGUUAGUAAGGGAACUAGGGAGCCGUGACUGCUAUUGUGUCACCAUCAGUGUUUGCGACAGCCACACCCCAGAAAAGCAGCUCUCCCCUGCCGCCAAAGCCUGGGACACAAGAAUGUGUGGCGGGGUCCCUGUCCUGCUGGGCUCCGUGGUGCAUACACCUGUUCCCCACCCCGGUUCUCCUCUUCAUUUCAGCACGUGACUACAUGCCCCAUAUGGCCCCAGGCCUGAGGCCUGUCUCCUGACCGUCCACCCCUUUAGGAUUUUACAUGUGCUCAGGGACACCCUGCCUGUCCCUGGCUCCAACGGCACUGGGGGAAGAUGGGAAGAGAACACACGCUAGCAGGAUGUUUUUUAAAGUUCUCAACACCUGAGAAUUUCACAAAUACCAUCCUAUUAAGACUUGGAGGAGGGCUUCAGGUUUCCCGUUUUGGUAUGAGGAAAUGCUGGCGUAAAAUGGCUUACCCGUCUUGCCCAAGGUCAGAUGGGUGUUCUAUGUUAUAAGUCAGUUUGUGCUCUAGCUUAUCCCAGAUGUUGACAACCAGGUUACAACCUCAGGGGUGCAUCUGGGGCUGAGCUCAGCCUCAUCUGAGCAUCUUUUGGAAGCCAAGUUCCUCAGUCCAUCUCAUUCGUUCAAAGAGGGGGAAGGAUAGGAGAGAAGUCUCCCCUUUGUGGGAGGCUCCUGCUGAUGUCAAAACCCCACGAUGUGCCCCAGCUGACAUCCUGUCCUUUAUUAGCUGCGGGCUCUGUCCUCUCCCCCGCCAGCUCUGGACAGUGCAGGCUAUAGUGGGCAGGGCAUGUCUCCCCAUUUGACCACCUUCCUGGCCCUUGCGCUCUGCCUGAGCCAAGCGCUCCACGCACAGCACGGGGUCCUGCCCAGACCCCCCAUCUGGGCAGAACCGGGCCCUGUGAUCCCCCGGGGGCAGCCUGUGACCAUCGUGUGCCAGGGACCCGCUGAGUUUACCACAUUCCGCCUGCAGAAGAAGGGAACAAGCUCAUAUAAAGAUGAGAACAACCCAGGGCAGGAGACGCAGGCCAGGUUCACCAUCGCCGAGGUGGAUGAAGACACUGCCGGGCUCUAUCACUGCCGCUAUCAUACCUAUGCCGGCUGGUCUGAACCCAGUGAGGACCUGAAGCUGGAGGUGACAGGAGACUCACAGAUGCAGGAGGAAGACAGUAACAGUCCAAGUCUGUCGACAGAGCAUGUUUUUAUCCUCACUGGGGUCUCCGUGGCCUUGUUCCUUUGUGUCCUCCUCCUGGCCCUCAUCUUCCUCUAUUGUUGGCACCAGAAAAAACACAGGACCCCCGGCUGCGAAGGUGAGGAGCAGAGGCCCCAGGAGAGGGUCAGCCCGGCCGUUGACAUGCUAGAGAGGACACCAGAUCUGGCCACAGUCCACAGACUUCCUGAAAAGGAUGGGGAAAUGCGUGCUCCCACCCCGACAGCAGGAGGCCCCCCGGACGUGACCUAUGCUCAGCUGGACCAGCGCAUCCUCGCACAGAGGACAGCCCAAGCCGCACCCCCACGGUCCAUGGAGCCCACAGCCGACUUCAGCACAUAUGCAGCCCUCGCAGGACACUGACUCUAGGCCCAGCUGGCCUCUGCCCCUUGACACACAGGAAGCCAUUCCUGCAGAAGCGUGGAUUGGCCAUUUGGAGGGCCUCCAAAUGGGAUCAUCCCUUCCUGGAAAGCCACACAGUCAGAUUUCCUGGAAGCAAGUCAGGAGGCCCCCAGUCAACAUCUAGGAGACUCAGGAGCUGUGUGGUCCCCCCCGAAAAUCAGCUAGAUCCUCGAGAGAGCGUGUAGCACUUACUUCCAAAGACCCAGCUACAGACUCCUGGCUGUUUCCAGAGACCCAGGUAUAGUCACUUGACUGUUUCCAGAGACCCACUAUGGUCCUGCAGUCACGCAGAUGGAUUCCAGAUGUGUCCUAUGCAUCCUUAACUGCCCCCAGAAGUUCUGUUUAAAUUGUCCACUCUGCUGACUCUAAAGACCUUCCAGAAUUCUGAAGCUGACCUUGAACCUAUACUUAGGAAGCAGAUAGCCGAGACCCUGUUUUCUGGACUAUGCUUCUCUUUGUUCAUCAAUAAAAGUUCUCACAGGCCCUCCCUGCAGCAGCCCUGCACAGGGAGGUUGGUCCUGGUCUCUGCUCAAAGCUCAGAGCAGGAAAAAAAGACAAAGGAUGCAUCAGUGUUCUCUGAACUGAGAGUCCCAGGGAGGCGUGAGGCCGCUGCUGAGGGGACGCGUGCCUGAGCAAACGUGCAGAUGAUACAGCCCUACACUCCACACAUGCACGCGCACACACACGUCCACAAAUAUGUCCAUGCACACACAGAUGCACGCACCUGCACACGUGCACACACGCUAAUGGACAUACAUAUGGACCUUAAGAGGGAGCUGGUGAGGCUGUGACUGCGCAGAGAGGACCCCUGAGGCUUUCAGCCCGCGCCACGGAACAUGGCAGCUUCCUGUUUCCUGUCCCCGCUCCAGGCCCGUCCACACUGAACGCCGUGCCUUCUUCAAACACAACAGCACCGUCCAGCUCUAAGACCUUGUCCUUCAUGUGACCUUCACUCCCUCACCCAGCUAACGCCCUUCGAGUUUGGGUUUGGGCGUCAUUCUUCCUAACAGGGUUGCAACACCUCCUCCAUGUAAAGUGAGGGUAUCGGCCUCCCACGGCUGCUGCAACAGAUCACUAUACUCUCGGUGGCUUUGGACAAUACAAUUUAUUAUCUUACAUUCUGCGUGUCUGAAGUCUGAAAUUGGUUUCUCUGGGCCUAAAAUCAAGGUGUCCACACAGCCACGUUCCUUCUGGAGGCUCAAGGGGAGAAUCCAUUUGGUGACCUUUUCCAGCUUCCAGAGUCUCCUGCCUCCCUUGGUCCGCAGCCCCUUCCUCCAUCCUCCGGGAGCUCUGUGGCAUCUUCAAUUCCUGCUCUGGUUAGGACUCCUGCUUUUGUGAUGCCUCCUUCCCCUUCCUCUGAUCCUCUUGCCUCCCUCUCAUAACGACCCUCGUGCUCACAUUGGGACCACCGGACAAUCCGGGAGCGUCUCCGCUCUCCAAAUCCUAAAGUCGCUGACACCAGUAAGAAACCCAUUUGCCACGUGAGGUAAUAUGUCAGGCAGCAUGCAAACGGGCUCGUCUCCCACUAGUCCGCAAAAUGCUGGAUGUCUGACGGUCUAAUUUCCGUGCCCCCAGAGUGACUCUUUGGAACAGAAUCUGCUGUACCCUUUGUACUGGCCAUGUUUCAGGUGUCUGCAAACUGGACCUCUGUCCUAUGUGUGUGUCCUGGACACGACCUAAGUCACUGCGUUGACCUCCAGCCUUCCUCACUGACUCCCCUCUCCUGAGCAAAAUCCUCUUUCUGGGGGUGCCCUUUUCAAACACACACCAGCUGACCCAGUGUCCACACCCAACCGCCUCCCUUAUGGGGCUGUCACACUCUGGGCCACUCUCCACUUGCCCUCAUCUCCCCAGGGCCAAGGAACGGACAACAGGGUCAUCUUCUCCACUACAGACCCCACGGAAAUUGUGGAGUCCAGCCAGUGCUAGGCCUGCUGACCCUGCCUUGCUCAUUCUUCCUGUAGAAACCACACCCAAAGCUCUUGUGCACGAUUUCUGCUUGUCCCUGUCCCCUGCUGCCUGACCCUGAAGCCCUGGUGCGCCCCUCCUCCUGAGGACUAUAACAAACUGCCUUCCAAUAGUAUGAUUGCUCUGUGCUCUGACUGUCCCUCACAGUUCCCAUGAAUACACGGGAUUUUUAAAUCA
Molecule: messenger RNA, 4557 nt
Organism: Mustela erminea (ermine)
Lineage: Eukaryota; Metazoa; Chordata; Mammalia; Carnivora; Mustelidae
Gene: LAIR1
Product: leukocyte associated immunoglobulin like receptor 1
Exons: 9
Coding region: 1591-2373 (260 amino acids)
Source: RefSeq, a predicted model, not a curated record